Molecule: messenger RNA, 3984 nt
Organism: Sinocyclocheilus grahami
Lineage: Eukaryota; Metazoa; Chordata; Actinopteri; Cypriniformes; Cyprinidae
Product: guanine nucleotide-binding protein subunit alpha-11
Exons: 4
Coding region: 16-489 (157 amino acids)
Biological process (GO): adenylate cyclase-modulating G protein-coupled receptor signaling pathway
Cellular component (GO): heterotrimeric G-protein complex; cytoplasm
Molecular function (GO): guanyl nucleotide binding; G-protein beta/gamma-subunit complex binding; GTPase activity
Source: RefSeq, a predicted model, not a curated record
AGCAUCAUUUUCAGGAUGGUGGAUGUCGGAGGGCAAAGAUCAGAGCGCAGGAAGUGGAUCCACUGCUUUGAGAACGUCACAUCUAUCAUGUUCCUGGUUGCCUUGAGCGAAUACGACCAGGUCCUUGUGGAAUCUGACAAUGAGAAUCGCAUGGAGGAAAGCAAAGCGCUGUUUCGCACAAUCAUCACCUACCCCUGGUUCCAGAACUCUUCAGUCAUUCUGUUCCUGAACAAGAAGGACCUUCUGGAGGAGAAGAUCAUGUACUCUCACCUGGUGGACUACUUCCCUGAAUUUGACGGUCCGCAGAGGGACGCCCAGGCGGGCCGCGAGUUCAUCCUGAAGAUGUUCGUGGACCUGAACCCGGACAGCGACAAGAUCAUCUACUCGCACUUCACCUGCGCCACAGACACCGAAAAUAUCCGCUUCGUCUUCGCGGCGGUCAAGGACACCAUCCUGCAGCACAACCUCAAAGAGUACAACCUAGUGUGAGAGAGAGAGAGAUCGAACGAGAGCGAGACACCUGCAGCCCACACACAGCCGAAAGCACUACACACCUCACACGCAGAAACACACCUUCACCCCCUUUAGGCACUGGAUCUUCACAUAGUCCUUUUCUUUGCCUGUUUUCUCCUCUCUUCCUGAGUGUCGACCCCUCCAGCCGAUAGCUUUAUCAUCCAAUCUUCCUCAAACACGAAGGCUGGGCCGUUAAAUCGGUGCCUAAUGACAAAGAGCAUUCGUUUGCUCUGUAGAUGGGCUGUAAGUGGGCUCUACCUGAAUGAAACUGAGGUACGAACUUAACGGAAACCCUCGGUGGAUCGUCCGUCCGUAACGAAGAGUGGGCGACAUUCUUGAAGGACUUCACCUUGCACCACUGAAGUUAACCAGGUGUUAGUUGUGCAAUCACAUGCUAUAACACUAGAGGUGGAGGUGAUUUGAUUUAAUACUAUUUUAGGAGUGAUGUAUAGAGAUUUCCCAUCACUACUGGAGAAGAGAUGGCACACCAUGUGACUUUUUCGUAAUGAGUAAUGAAAGCCACCAGUUGUUUUUUUUUUUUCAAAUUGCGUUCCCGAAAUUGUUUCGAAAAAAACCCCAGUUCGCUUGUGUAUCCACUAUAAAUUUAUCAUUCAGGCAGCGAACUGUUUCCUCCAGUCUGAUGUUUGCCAGUAUUGGGUGUUUAAUCAGUAUAAUUAAAGGGAUCCAGCUAGUAUUCAAAGAUAUUUACCGAAAGAUUGUGAUUUGUUUACAUGCUUCGUCACAUCAGUUUUGAAUCUUUGACCGAAGGAAUCAAAUAAACGCCUUUCCUAGCCGAUUCAUUCAUGUUUUACUCAGUAUAGCAUUCAAUAUCCAGUGAUUUAAAUGUUCGUAGACUCGACGCAAAAGUGCUAUAUAGGGUGAAAUCCAUUUAGUUUGUUUUAUUUAUGUAAUUUAUGGACCAGAUAUGUAAUUAGUCUGACUCAUUUUUCCAACUAAAUUUUUGAGUCUCUUCUGCUGUAAAAAAUCCAUUGGCAAGUGAUCUUUUCUUUUUGGUAUUUCGUAAAUCGAUUGUCGCCGUUCUGUUAUUUUUAGUUUUCCCGAAUAUUUGAAACGCUUGAAAAUGGAGAGUUGAAUUUCCAUUUGAUCAACAUCGCUUUAUGCAAAUAGGAAAUUGAGAAUUUUAUCAGUGGUUGAAUUCUUAACUGGUCUCUGCUUGCGUUGUUUUUUGAGAGUUCGCACUUGGUUUCGUAGUACCAUAUCUUAGUUCUCGCUUAAUUGAGCUUUUUGGACUCCAUAGCUAGCUGGCUUUUUUGGGGAGGGGGGAUCUUUAUGAUGUAAUUCAGGUGAGUUUUCAUACUUUUCAUUACAAGGGCUAAUUGUGGGCGGAGAAUGAAAGGACUCUAUGAAGACGAUAGAGCAAUAGGUACGUAGAGGAAUCAGGGACAGUGCGGGUGACACCGCGGGAGUUGCUGUUUUCCGUAGGUUCAGCUUGCAGUGCAUCCAGGGAGCACCUUCGGAGAUCUUCGGAAAAUGUAUGCUAUUUCUUGCCGCAAAUCAAACGACUUCGAAUGGGCUGUUUUGAUUUUGUAAGUUUAGGAAGGAAGAAUUCGGUGGCGGUUAUGUCACACGUUUCCCUUUGCCAUGUUUGGUUUCGGGGGCUAUGACGGAAUUGCGUUUGAGUCCUGUUUACUCAUUUAUCGUACACUUUUUGUCUUUUUUCUUUUUUUUCCUCCCAGCCGACUGGCUAUGAAUUUAUCGCACAUUAGCACUCGUACAGUCUUAUUGGCUUCGUUCGUAUUAUUGAAACGACAUGGCUUGAGAGUAGCAGAAUUUGAAAAAAAUCACAAGAUCUAACGUAAUGAUAUAGCAAAAUAUUUGAAUCACAAUGGUCACUUAUUGGCGCGACUUAUUUUUUUUGAACUAGUAAUUGAAUGUAUUGUAGGAGGAUUCUUUUUUUUGUGAUUACUUUUGUGAAUUACUUUGGAAGUGUAGUUUUGAAGGUGUAUACGCAAUUUUCCCUGUAUAUUUGCAGUUUUGUUGCGUUUAAUUAAUCCUAUAAGCCUUCUUUACAUAUACAUUUGGACCUUUUAGUGCAUUUUACGAAUUGUUUGCCAAAUUGCGAACUUUUUUUCUUUUUUCCUUGUUUAACUAAUCAAUCCUCCCGUGCCAGGCCAGUUAAGCUGCUUUUUUUUUUUAAUAAAUUUUUUUUAUAGUUUCUCAAACAUCCAGAUUUGCAUACCGUCAUUCUUCUGGGCGCGGCUUCACACUUCAUUCAUUUUAAACUGCGUUUACUUGGGUGGGAUGGUACUAUCAGUCACCAUAUACCAAUUUCAAACCGUUUCGUUGUUGUACAAGUAGUGGACCUGCAAAUUUACGACGGCAUUUUUGAACACGUGAACGUUUAAAGCUUUUGUACGUACUAUGGCUUUCAUUUCGAAGGGCUAGUUCUAAUCUGAGAAACGCCUUUCUUUAUCCAACAGAAACACUACAGCUAGUCAUUUCGUACCAAUUAAGUCCACAAAACAUUGUGCAGAUGGUAUAAGUAGCUUUAAUAUCCUGUUCCGCUGGUGUUUAAGGUUUUCUUUGGUCGUUCUCAACAAUUUGUGAUGAAGUUUGGUAUGUUUUUCCUCCCUGGGUUAAUGCACUGAACCUACUCUGCAGUAAUGGAACGAACUCCACUCAUGUGAUAUAUCUGUUCCUCCAAAAUUGUUCCUGGUACUCUGAGAGAUGCAGACACUAAUGAAUAGAAAUGACGCUUUCGCUUGAGGUCCACACUGACGUGAUGGAUGCAUACAAUAUGAAGCUGUCUUUACUUUCUUUUUUUAUUUCUGACGUCGAUGCAUUACCUAAACACUUGUAUGUAGGACACUUUAAUAUAAUACAUUUGUUUUUGAUAAAACAGCUAAAAUAAACUUUUGUGUAGUGGUGUAUAAAAUCAAAGUAUUGUAUUACUUUGUAAUGUAUUUCUUGUUCGGUUGGUUGCUCUUUAUUUUAUUUUAUUUUUUUAAGCAUACCAAAUGUAAAUGAUGUACUAUAUUGAGUGUGCCAAUCCCUUUGAUUUGUAGAGCCAGACUCUUUACAAGUGCCAAUGUUGUGGAAAUCAUUUAAAAAGGACUUGUGUAUUUUAUGGUCCGGUUUUUAAAAACAAAUAAACAUUAAGUAUGUGAUUAUGGUAAAUGCGCAACAGGAAAAGGACAAUUUUAUUCUGUAUUUAAGAUUAAAGAUGACAAACUGCUGUUUUUAAAAGAAAUGACAUUUUAAUUGCAUGUGUUUGUUUUCAGGCGGAGAGGGUCGGGUAAAGGAGAAACCGUAUUAACGCGAAACCCUGCUGACAAGGGGCUUAAUUAUUGCUCAUUUACAGUAUUUUAGACAUAUUUCUCUUUUUGUAUGUUUCAUUUCAACCACUUUUGCCUGAACCUCAUUCAUACAUGAAAAUGACUUUCAUAGCCUUCUCCUUUAAAGAAAAAAAUAUCCAUUUGAAAUUGGAAUAAAAUUUGUUCCUAUAUGUUU